GUCAAGACGUGACAUUUGAUGCUGCUUUGGUAAAUUAGCCAUCACAGAUAAGGCAAAAUAUUUAAAGUUGCUGAUCUUUUGUCAUUUCACUUCUUAAUUUGGGAGAUUAACAAUGCAGCUGAAAUUCACCGUCUUUUUCCUAAUUGGAUGCGCGAUUGCUGCAGAUCCAACACAAAAUGAAUCACGUGAUUUGGCUGCUGACAUUAGGAUUGCCCAACAAGAGCUGUCCUCUUUUAUAAAAGAAGCACUCAAAUUCAGCUCCACCUUCCAGCUCAUUCUGAACGCGGAUAUUCUCCUCGAAGUCAAUAACAACUUCCACCAAAUCUACUCGUUGAUGCAGAACAUUGGAGUACAGCAAGAGACUAUUGAACAGAUCAGGGCAUCCGGUGAACAGGACAAGGCUGUGAUUUCCACUGCCACAGACAAUCUGGAGUAUGCAAACCUUGACAUGAUAAACGGAGCUUACGUCAUCAACUCCAAUCUGAGAAACGGCUCCCUUACUGAUGUGCGGAGCAAUUAUGACAUUUGGGUCGGAGAAUUUUUACCUCUGUUCAACCAACGCUACCAGCAGUUCAACGCAGCCUUAUCUCUCACGGGGAACUCCAUUGAACUUCAAGUGGUUUCUGCUAUCACUGGAUUGGAAGGAGCAGAAGUUAAUGCAAUUUACGCAUACCUCCAAAAAACCAACGACCGCAUCAAUGAAGACGCCGAGCUGAUGCAAAGAGAGUUAAUUGUCUACGAUAGAGUGUUGACCACUGCUUUAAAUGCGGUGCAGCUCGUUCUCAGCCAAGCUUGAGGGGUGUAAUUCUAAAUUUUAAAUAAACUUUUGAAUAUUGGAUUAAAUUAAUUCACUGCAAAUUAAUUUUUCUCGAUUAAAAAUACGUGAUGCUCCUUUUUAAUGUAACUUGUGUGAAAUUAAUGGGACAUUUAGAAAAAAACUAUAUAUUGUUUAAUAAAGAAAACUUUACUGCU
Cloeon dipterum is the source of this 972-nucleotide messenger RNA. RefSeq lists its product as uncharacterized. The coding region runs from base 113 to 796 and encodes 227 amino acids. The record is from RefSeq and is a predicted model, not a curated record. The transcript is spliced from 4 exons. Lineage: Eukaryota; Metazoa; Arthropoda; Insecta; Ephemeroptera; Baetidae.